AAAACAUAUGCCACAAUAGACUACUCCCACCAUGUUCCCUGGGACAGAGCGAGAAAUGGUGAAGAUGUCCUGAGCAAUUGAUGUGUAAGUCUCUGUCCAGGAUGAGCGUACUUGGGGACGGUGGUGAGUUCACAGUCCUUAUUCCUCCACCUUGGGCAGGCUUCAUCCCCAUCUCCUCGUAAUCAUCCUCUCUUCCCUACAAACAUGGCCGACAAGAGGGAGCCGCCAUUUUUCAACGACAAUAACCUAGGGGUUGUCAAUUAUAAACUGCCCUUCUAUGAGACCAUGGAGCUGUUCAUAGAGACUCUGACAGGGACCUGCUUCCAGCUGCGGGUCUCCCCGUUUGAGACAAUUAUUUCUGUAAAAGCCAAGAUUCAGAGACUGGAAGGGAUCCCUGUUGCUCAGCAGCAUUUGAUCUGGAACAGCUUGGAACUUGACGAUGAGUACUGUUUGAAUGACUACAGCAUCGCAGAAGGUUGCACUCUCAAGCUGGUCCUUGCCAUGAGGGGUGGGCCUAUCAACACCAAACGAGUGACCAUUGAGAACUCUGUGAAAGAUACCUCUGACUGCUCGGAUUCAAAGAGGGACGAGGUGUGGGAAAAGUCUCUGCCUAAUAAGCAGGUCACUUUUCUGGUGUACAAAGAUGGUGACCAGCUCAAUGUCUUCCGGGUUGUAGACCAUGCAGACGAUACUCUGACACCUGUGUCUAAGUCACUAAGCAAUGGUUCAGUGCACAAUGUGUACGCUGAGGAAGAAGAGGAGGGUAUUAGUCUUUCCUCUGCACAGCUGAUGCUGGAAAAUUCCAUCACUAUGAACAAGAUGAAGCUCCUCAAAGCCAAGAUGGAGAAUAUGAAUCUCAAUAAAAAGCCUAAGAAAUCCACCAAGCUGAGAGUUAGGCCUCCGGGUGCUUCACGUCCUUUCUGUGGCUCACUUAGCUCUGCACGCCACCACCGAAUGCUCCGUACCCUUCCACAGACUGGUCCCAUUUCUUCAACACAGCUACCUCCGAUUGGUGAUCAGCAGCCAUCUUUCUCUGAAGCUGCCCCACCAUUCACGAGUCACCCAAGUCCUGUCUCUGGUAGAGCUAUUUCAUCACGGAUAACUUCAAACAAAUACCUACUUCAUGAAGAAGAGCCUUGGAGUAUUCCCACGCCCAGGAGCAUUAGGUUACCUCCUAAAGUGUCCAGGCUGGACGUGGGUGGGCCGAAGGCUUUAACAGACUGUUUGUACCCACCGCUCUCCGUCCUGUCUGGUCAGGAAGUUGAAGAUGAGCCGGAGAUACAGAGUGACAGACUAAUAGUACCUGAAAACAGAGCUAUGAUGGAGCCUUCCAAACCCAUUCUGUUUAAUAGCCUGCUUCCAGAGCCGCUGAGUCUGGAUGUUUCCGCUCAGCCGGAGGCUAGUCUGGACACUUUAGGAGCUGUGAACGAGUCUGUGACUGCAACUCCACUGCUCUCUCAAGUUGUGAGCUCCGACUCCAUUAGCACAUGGUCAGUAGGUGCUAAGACACUACAGUCGCAAUCUGACAGAACUGCACUGAACUCGCUACACACUCCUCCACACGUGCCUCGACCUUUCACAGAUUUUACCGGAGAAGUGUCUCGUUCCUUCCUCGGCUCCAACAGAGGGCCUACCAUUCCACCGUGCCCACUACAGACCCCUUCUCUCCAUGCCAUCAGGGUGGACUCACCUGGCAAACAGUCUGACAGGGUAUGCAAGAUCGAGGCACAGGAGGUUACCAACAUGGCCAACAUCUCUUCCAGGGAGCUUUCAGGCUGUGUGAGCAACAUCAGUGAAAAUCUAGCAAGGCCUUAUGAUCUGACUAAAUUGUGUGGCACAAAUGCUCCAUUGCAUGCCAACAUUCAUCAGCUACAGGAGGAUCUGCUACAGAGAAUAGUUCCCCUGCAGAGAUCAACAUACAUGCCGUCACACAUCCCGGACUCGAGUGGACCCGCCAGUUCAAUAAAGAGACUAGGCUCCCCGACAUAUCACCUCCCUCCUGUGAAGGCCCCCCUGAGCUCAAAGAAGAAAGCUUCGAAACACUGCUUCCUAUGUGGGAAGAAGACUGGGCUAGCCACCAGCUAUGAAUGCAGGUGUGGCAACAACUUCUGCUCUACACAUCGCUAUGCAGAGACCCACAGCUGCACAUAUGACUACAAAAGUGCAGGACGCCGCUUCCUACAAAAGUCUAAUCCCAUCAUCAGUGCACCAAAACUGCCCAAAAUAUGAAGAAAAUAAAUUAAGAGGGAAAAUGAAAUGCAAAUGAAAGCAUGAUUCAAUAACCAAGAACUAAACCAGCAAUGUGCUUUUAUCACAAUGUUUGCUUCAUGGCAAGGUUGUUUUUAAAGAAAUUAUUUUGCAAAAGAAAUGUGAAUUUGUUUCUUUUUUUGUCUUCACGCAUAAGAUGAAAGUGGAAAUGUUGUCGAGAAAUUUUGAUCGCAACAAAUUGAUAAUAUGUAUAGAAUUAUGGUAUAUUUCUCUUUGUUUCUUAAAAUGUAAACAGCUUCAUGAGACAAGUCUUUGCAAGAUGCACUUUAUUAGGACUAAUGACGUCACAUCUUUUUCAAAUUUUGUUCUCUUCAAAUUGGUCCAUUUUAGGUAGGACUACAGCAUUUCAAUGAAGAUAUCACACCAGGUACUGCACAUACAUAACACUAAAGAUAUAUCUUAUAGGGGUUUCACUUUAAAUGGAAGUUUGCAAGUUGUAUUUUGUAAGCUAUAAACACUACUAUGCAGUAUGGCCACGUAGCAUAUUCAUAAUUUCGAGAAGGGCUUGGUAGGACGAUAUGAACACAAACCUGAGUUGCCAUCCUAAAGGUUUCUUUCUGUAUUUUGAUGUUUCUUUUUUCUUUUCUUUUUUUUUAAUCGCACACCACCAUGAACAGAAGUUAAAUGUUCAGUAUUUAUUUGGGAAUUAAACUAAUAAACAAAU
Messenger RNA from Clarias gariepinus (North African catfish), 2932 nucleotides. It is a transcript of the gene zfand4, whose product is annotated as zinc finger, AN1-type domain 4. Lineage: Eukaryota; Metazoa; Chordata; Actinopteri; Siluriformes; Clariidae. The transcript has 10 exons. The record is from RefSeq and is a predicted model, not a curated record. Gene Ontology annotation, molecular function: zinc ion binding; protein binding. The coding region runs from base 205 to 2229 and encodes 674 amino acids.